Molecule: messenger RNA, 2122 nt
Organism: Belonocnema kinseyi
Lineage: Eukaryota; Metazoa; Arthropoda; Insecta; Hymenoptera; Cynipidae
Gene: b6
Exons: 8
Coding region: 108-1757 (549 amino acids)
Source: RefSeq, a predicted model, not a curated record
ACUUGAAACAGUCAGUUACCUUUCCGUUUUAAGACCGUGAGGAUCUACCAGUCACGCGAGCUUUCUGAUCUCUCACUUCCACUCUCAUUUUCUUAUUGUCCAUAAGUAUGAAGUGGAGCGACGUGCAAGUUUUAUUAUGGAUUUUCUUUUCAACUUCUUUGGCCGUUUCUUCUUGGAGACCAGUUGAUCCAGCCCAACUGGGAAGCGGCAUUUUACAUCAAGAAGCGGCAAUAUAUGGAAAUUCACCAUAUACCGACGAAAACACUCUGACAAAGGCAAAUCUUUACGCACAUGCGGAAAAUGAUCAGUGUGCUCUUUAUAAAGUUGCUAUGAGGCAACAAUUAUAUUUUGAGUAUGUCCAGUAUAAGAUGGAUUUCCCGGACAUGAAAGAAUUCACUCUUUGUAUGUGGACCAAAUUCAAUAAUCAUACAAACGACCAUCCUCUUUUCUCCUAUGCAGUUGGUGAUCAACCGCGAGGUGUAUUAUCCUGGAUAGCCAACACGGCCAGGAGCUCUUAUUACAUGCUCAACAUAGAUGGACAUACCCUUUACAGAUUGAAUUAUCCUUUAAGACUGAAUAAAUGGUACCACUCCUGUCAGAGUUGGAAUGGACAUACAGGAGAAUGGCAGAUCUGGGUCAACGACGAGCGCGUAGGUCGCGGGUUCAAUAACAGGUUAGUGGGACAUGUCAUAAAAGGCGGAGGUAUUGCCAUAACUGGCCAAGAGCAAAGACAACUUGCUGGAGGAUUCCUCGAGGGAGAAGGAGCACCUCCAGGUUCCGGCGGUAUGCUCGGAGAAGUAACGAUGGUCCAGCUUUAUGGCAUAGCUUUAACAGCAGGAAAAGCACAUCGGGAUCACAAGCAUCAUCAUGCGCAUCACUACGAGCACGACACCAACAACAAUAUUCCACCUUCAACAACUCCACAGGCACCUGUGACUGGUCCUUCUUUACCAAUGAACCCCUACUUAACCGGAGGACAGAUAAAUCAUCAAGUGAAGAUCAAUCCUGGUGCCCACGUUCAAAUUGUGCAGAACGGUGUUACUUUACGUCACCCAAGUAUUCCCACCGCUCAAGCUCCUCUGCCUCAACCAUUCCCUCCUGCAAAUCCUAUUCCCGUAUCAACCCCUUCCCCAGCAUCAAAUCUAAUUUCUAGGUAUCCAUCCAUCCUGAAUACGUAUAGACCUACGCAAUACUUCGGUACGAACACUCCUCAAUUUUCAAGCCUGCCAUCACCAAUCAAUCCUAUAAAUGGUUAUAGUUUCGUUGACAGACGAUACCGCAAUGUUGCUGGACAAAAAAUGUUGUCAAAAAGGGAAAAUGCCGGAGAAGCAGAGCCAGCGAAAAAUUUGCCCAUCAAGAAAGAUGAUAAAGUAAGUUUUGUUGCUGAGAAGACGGAACCAAUUUUCGGUCAGAAGAAUUUAACGAAGCGGGAUUCUGAUACAAAGACGAAACGAGCCUUACUACAACUUUCUGAUGGAUCUAUUUUCGAUGAUUCGUUCAUAGUGCAACAGAAUUUGGACAAUGAUUACUUUUCUGGUUUGGCUAAUUUCGGUGUCCAGUUGAAAAAAGCUCCAGAAUCUAAAGCUGAAGAGAGGGAACCAGCAGAAGGUGAAGUUAAGCAAGUGAUGGAUGUUUGCGAUGGCUGCGCUGAUGAACCUUUCGAGAGAGCUCUGAUAAUGGGAUGGAGAACUGUGGCCAAGAAAUUGUAUUCGGGAGCGUUACACAUUCCAGCAGUGCCGAUGUGUAAGGCAUUUUAAUUUGGAUCAGUAGACAAAAUUAAGUCAGUACUAAAUGCAGGCCUCACAAUCCCUAUGUGUUGAAAUAUAGGAACCAAAGGACACUUUUUGUCACGCUCAUAGGAUAAUUUUUUCGCGUUUAAAGGGUAACAAAUUCGAGAUAAAUUUAGAAGAUAUCCGAACAAUUCAAGUUACAUUCAAAAGAAUUCAAAUGGCUGAAAAACUUUUUCAAAAUAAAAAAAUUCGAUUGGUUUCCUUAAAAUUGGAAUGAAUUUAGAGGAAUUUGAGGUAAACGAGUAGAAUUCGAUGAAAUUCAUCCACAUUCGAGGUAAAGUAAAACAAAUUCAAACGAAUUAAAAACAAUUUAAAAAUAUGAAAAAAACUUA